Messenger RNA from Gracilinanus agilis (Agile Gracile Mouse Opossum), 1787 nucleotides. It is a transcript of the gene HMOX2, whose product is annotated as heme oxygenase 2. The transcript has 7 exons. Bases 167 to 1114 code for a protein of 315 amino acids. Gene Ontology annotation, molecular function: heme oxygenase (decyclizing) activity; heme binding. The record is from RefSeq and is a predicted model, not a curated record. NCBI's taxonomy places the organism in Eukaryota, Metazoa, Chordata, Mammalia, Didelphimorphia, Didelphidae. Gene Ontology annotation, biological process: heme catabolic process; heme oxidation; response to oxidative stress.
AGGCGCCGGCGGACGGAGCAGAACGAUCUAUGCUUUUAGCAUUGCAGUUGAUUGAGGGGACAAAGACAAAAAGAAGGAAAAUGGAGAGAGAAACUGAUUUUGGGGACAGUUCUUAUGGAGGAUCAGAGGGGUGAAAGAAAACCCAAAGAACCUGCACUAAGCCAUAAUGUCUUCGGAAUUGGAGACACCAUCUGAUGGAGUGGAUGAAUCUGAAAAAAAAAACUAUGGCACACCUGAAUGGGAAAACCACAUAAAAUUAACAGAUCUGUCUGAGCUCCUCAAGGAAGGGACUAAGGAGUCCCAUGACCGUGCUGAGAAUACCCAGUUUGUCAAAGAUUUCUUGAAAGGACACAUCAAGAAAGAUCUCUUUAAGCUAGCUACCACUGCACUUUAUUUCACAUACUUGGCCCUAGAAGAGGAGAUGGAGCGCAACAAGGACCACCCAGCCUUUGCUCCUUUAUAUUUCCCCGUGGAGCUACAUCGCACGGAGGCACUAACCAAGGACAUGGAGUAUUUCUUUGGAAAGGACUGGAAGGAGCAAUCGAAGUGCUCAGAGGCCACCCAGAGCUAUGUAGACCGGAUCCAUUACGUGGGGCAGCAUGAGCCUGAGCUCCUGGUGGCCCAUGCCUACACACGCUACAUGGGGGACCUUUCUGGUGGCCAGGUGCUUAGGAAGGUGGCCCAGCGGGUACUGAAGCUGCCAAGCACAGGAGAAGGGACCCAGUUCUACCACUUUGAGAAUAUAGACAAUGCCCAGCAAUUCAAGCAGUUUUAUCGGGCCAGGAUGAAUGCCCUGGACUUGGAUAUGAAGACCAAGGAGAAAAUUGUUGAGGAGGCCAACCGGGCCUUUGAGUACAACAUGCAGAUUUUCAAUGAACUGGACAAGGUUGGCUCUUUGCUGGCCAAAGAAUCCCUGGAUGGAGAGUUCUUACAUGAUGGGAAAGGAGAUGUGCGCAAGUGCCCCUACUAUGCUGCUCAACAAGAUAAAGGUACCCAGGAGAGUUGUGCUUGCCCCUUCAAAGCUGCCACAGCUGUAUUGAGGCAACUCAACCUUCAACUCUUCCUUGCUGUCAUGGCCCUGGUUUGUGGACUGAUUGCCUGGUACUUCAUGUGAAGCAGGAGCCUGUUACUCUGGUACCCUCCAGGGAUGAUCCCAGUCAACACCCCUACCCCUACCCUAACCCCACUGACUAAACCACCUCCUCAGGUGACUUUUUUUUUUAAGCUGGGUUUGAGAAAACGAGCAACCAAUAAAACCAGACACUAAAGUCAAUGCCUAACAGACUGCUCUUUGCAAUGUUUUUGUAACCCAGAUACUAAGGGUAGGGGUGUGGAUCUCCCCAGCAGUAGAAUUCUGCCCAGAGGAGAACUCAAACCCAGAACUUGGAGACCCAGGGAGCACAGCUUAGAUCCAAAAACCUCUAUGCAGUGGAGUCAACCCCUCCCCUGAGGGUUCCACCACUACUUAGGGCUAUCUUCUUCCUUCCUCUCCUCACUCAGUGGAUGAGACGUUUCAGAACAAUGGGAACUUGUAGGGGUGGAAGGAGGGGAAAUAAAGCUGCUACGCUGUGUCCACCACACCAAAGGCAGGGGGACAGAUAGCCCUGGGAGGAAAAGAGCCCAUGUUUCUGGCCUGGGGAGCAGGCUCCUACCCCAGAUUUAAUUUUGUCUGCUUUCUUCAGGCCACCAAACCUCACUGUCCCUUCUGGACAGAACAGAAGUAAAGCGUUUGGCUCCACAUGUAACCAAUGUAAAUGCUAAAAUUUCCAAUAAAGUUUAUACUUCAU